This is a messenger RNA of Dendronephthya gigantea, 4185 nucleotides long. RefSeq lists its product as uncharacterized. The transcript has a single exon. The coding region runs from base 1 to 4185 and encodes 1394 amino acids. Gene Ontology annotation, biological process: DNA integration. The record is from RefSeq and is a predicted model, not a curated record. Gene Ontology annotation, molecular function: nucleic acid binding. NCBI's taxonomy places the organism in Eukaryota, Metazoa, Cnidaria, Anthozoa, Malacalcyonacea, Nephtheidae.
AUGUCAGUUGAAGAGGGAACUUUACAAGCACCGUUAAUGUCUUCAGUAACUGUUUACAGUCAAAUACCGCCGCCUGUGUCUAUGAAUACAAAAGGAAAUUUAGCAGAUAAUUGGAAAUACUUUAAGAAAAGUUGGAAUAAUUAUAAACUAGCUACGGGACUAGAUAAAAGAGAUAAAAGUGUAGUGUUGGCAACAUUAUACACCGUGCUGGGUCGAGAAACAAAUCAAAUAGCUGAAAACUUAGAAGUUGGAGAUCCUACUGAUCCAGACAGUUUAUUAGAAGCAUUAACAAAUUAUUUUGAGCCGCAAAAGAACACGAUUUUCGAACGUUAUGUGUUUAAUACUGCAAUACAAGAGGAUAAUGAGAGUAUAGAUCAGUACCUGAAUAGACUUAGAAAAUUGGCAGCGACAUGUGAUUAUGGGGCUCUUACCAGUCAGCUAAUUCGGGACCGAUUGGUGAUAGGAAUCCUUGAUCAAAGUGUAAGAAGUAGACUACUCCGUGAGAAGACCUUGACACUAGAUAGCGCCGUAGAUUUGGUUAGAGCUGCUGAAAGAUCCAAAAGUCAACUGAGGCAAAUAGAGAAACUUGGUGAAAGUCCAAUUCACACAGUUGGAAAUAAAGGGAAUCUCAAACAUAAGAAGUUUGAACAACCAAAGAUACCGGUGUUAUGCAAAUAUUGUGGUAGAAGCCAUAGACCGAGAGAAUGUCCAGCCUUUGGUCAGGUGUGUAAGAAGUGUCACAAGAAAAAUCAUUUUGCAAGAAUGUGUAAGUCGUCCAUACCAAAGAGAGAUGACAAGAAAGAAUUAAAAGGCAAGCAGCAAAAAAAUACGCAACAAAGCAAACAACAAAACAAUAUACACCAGUUGGAUGAGGGAGAGUCAGAUUCAAGUUUUGGAAGUGACGAACUUUUCUGUCCUACCUAUGCAUUCAAAGGUGUGAAGCAGUAUAUGGUACAGCCCAAAAUUAAAGCUACUGCAGGUUCUGAGUGGAAUGAAGUAAAGAUGCAAAUUGACAAUGGUGCAGCUGCAAACUGUCUAAAGAUGGAGAACUACAACAAAAUGACAGAUCCACCAGAGCUAGUCAAAAGCAAUGUGAAGCUGACAACAUAUAAUGGGAGCAGAAUAAUUCCUGAAGGACAGGUAUUCGUGGAUAUUCGUCUGGGAGGACAAAUCUUGGAAAAAGUGGUCUUUCAGGUGAUUAAAAACGCACCAUGUUCGUUAUUAUCUGGACCUACAUCAGAAGCACUUGGUCUCAUUACAGUAAAAAACGAGUUACUUGUUAACGCUGUGACAUACAACGAAGAGUUGACUGAAGAAGAUGUUCUCACCAAUUACAAAGAUGUGUUCACUGGUCUUGGUUACAUAGGAGAGUACAGGAUCGAGUUGAAUGAAGGAGCGAUUCCAAAACAAGAUCCACCGAGAAGUGUGCCAGUAGCUCUUCGCGACGAGUUAAAGACGAAACUCGAUGAGCUGGUUAAACAAGAAAUCUUAACCAAAGUUGAAGAGCCAACGGACUGGGUCAACAGUGCAGUGUACGUGAAGAAGCCAGGGAAACUUCGGGUAUGUCUAGAUCCUAAAGAACUAAAUAAACAUAUAAAGAUUCCGCGGUUUCGUAUGCCUACUAUGGAAGAUGUGACAUCUAAGCUUGGAAAGGUCAAGGUGUUCACAGUAUUAGAUGCUAAAGAUGGUUUCUUACAAGUCAAGCUUGAUGAAGAGUCAACAAAGCUGACGACUUUCCAUACACCCUUUGGCCGUUAUAAAUGGCUCCGAAUGCCUUUUGGUAUAUCCAGUGCACCAGAGGAGUUCCAGAGGCACGUUCAUGAUGUCAUUGGAGAUUUAGAUGGGGUUGAAACCAUCGCAGAUGAUUUGCUUGUGUAUGGAAGUGGUGGUUCGUAUGAAGAAGCUGUGAAGAAUCAUGAUCACCACCUCCUUAGCUUACUGGAAAGAUGCAGAGAACGCAAUUUGAAGUUGAACAAAUCAAAGUUGAGGUUCAAACAACAAAGUGUAAAGUACAACGGACACAUUUUGACGGCUGAAGGAAUGCUACCAGAUCCUGUCAAAGUGGAAGCAAUUACGGAGAUGCCCCGUCCUCGUCAUAAGGCAGAAGUUAAACGUCUGCUUGGAAUGGUGAACUAUCUGGGAAAGUUCUUGCCACAGCUUUCUGAUAUCUCCGAGCCACUGCGAAAUCUUACCAAAGAAGGUGUGAAAUUCAUCUGGUCAAAUAUUCAUGAAGAAGUAUUCAAUAAGCUCAAAGAGAUGUUAUCGCAACCACCAGUUUUACAGUACUACGAUCUGGGUGAAGAAGUCACGUUAGAGACUGAUGCCAGUGAUUACGGACUGGGAGCUGUAUUAUUACAAAAUGGAAAACCUGUGGCGUAUGCCAGUCGUACCCUAACACAAUCUGAAAGAAGAUACUCGCAAAUUGAAAAAGAAUGCCUAAGCCUUGUGUUUGGUUGCACAAGGUUUGAUCAUUUUUUGCAUGGAAGAACAAAAAUAAAUGCGUUGACUGAUCAUAAACCGUUAGAGACAAUAUUAGCUAAAAGUAUUAACUCCGCACCAAAGAGAUUACAGCGUAUGAUGUUGCGACUCCAAAAGUAUCGUUUAAAAGUGACGUACCAGAAAGGCAGUCGUAUGUACAUCAGUGAUCACCUCUCGAGGUCUCCGUUUCACGCAAGUCAGAAAGAUAGCAGUAAAGUAGAUGAUUAUGAUAUUUUUACGGUCAACGAAGAAAACGAGUUGAUGAAAGACAUUGAAGAUAUUGAUCCGAACGUCUACCAUAACGUUACAGAUAACUCGUUGAAGAAAGUAGCUAAGGCAACAGCUGAAGAUGAGAACUUGUUGAUUUUAGCAACCUUGAUUAUGCAUGGUUGGCCCAGUGAUAAAACACAAGUUCCUUUCAACGUCAGGGAGUAUUGGCCUUAUCGUGAUGAACUCUCUGUGCAAGAUGGUAUAAUUUAUAGAGGCACCAGAGUCUUGAUACCUACAGCGUUGAGACCACGUAUGCUUGAGCAGAUACACAGCGCUCAUUUGGGAGCAGAGAGAUGUAUAAGAGCAGCUCGCGAUUCGCUGUAUUGGCCAACGUUUAACAACGAUAUCAAGUAUCUGUGCGAUAAUUGUGAAGUCUGUCAAGAGCAUAAACCAGAUCAAACCAAACAACCGAUGCAGAGCCAACCCAUUCCAAAGCGUCGAUGGCAGUAUGUUAGUACAGAUUUGUUUUCGGUCAAGAACGACACAUAUGUUGUCGUCGUUGAUAAUUUAACGAAGUACUGGGACAUCGAAGAACUGGAGGAAACAAGUGCCCAAAACACGGUUCUGCAAACUAAGAAGAUUUUCUCGAGACAUGGAGUGCCAGAGUUUGUUAUAUCAGACAAUGGACCCCAGUAUACAAGUAGUGAAUAUAAGAAGUUCUCCGAAGAGUGGAAUUUCCAGCAUCAUACCUCCUCGCCAUAUUAUCCAAAAGGGAAUGGGGUUGCUGAGGCAGCAGUGAAACAAGCGAAGAGGAUACUAAAGAUGAGUAGCGAUCCUUGGUUAGCGGUCUUGGAGAUGCGAAACACCCCUGAUGAACUGGCGUCGCCAAAUGAGAAACUGAUGUCUAGAAGAACCAGAACUACUCUUCCUAUUAAGCCUGAGUUAUUGGAACCUGUCAUAAUAUCCACUAAAACCAUUGUUAAAGCGACAGUGAAGAAGAAACAGCAAAACAAACGAUACUAUGACAAAGUUUCCAAACCCUUACCUCCCUUGGUUGUAGGAGAGAACAUUAGAACUAAAAUUAAGCCUAGUUCUCAUCCUUGGUCUCGCGGAACUGUCGUGGGUAAACACAAUGACAGAUCUUAUAUAGUUGAAGCUAACGGAAAACAGUAUAGAAGAGAUCGGCUCCACAUUCGGAAAGGUUGUGAGCUUGUGAUCCCGAGGUCAAAUAGCCCUACCCAUUCUGCAGGUUAUGAUAUCCUUCCUCGUCAGGUUAUACCAUCAAGAAAGGUCCUAACCUCGCCUCAGCGUGUUGAGCCAGAAGAUAUCGAGAUUUCAUCGUCAUGUGACAAACAAUCCAAGUCACCAACGAAACCGCUCAAUAGUACCCAAAAACCGUUAAACGUUCCAAACCCACAGACCUCUUCCACAACCUUAAGAAGAUCCGGACGCGUACGAAAACCUAACCCUAAGUAUAAAGAUUUUGUCUUGGACUAA